AUGCUCAGUUUCAACUCCGCCCCCGCGCGCCUUAUGCCUUUCCUCUGGCUCGCUGCGCUUCCCCUCACCGCGUCCAAUCACGUUACGUGUAGCUGGGAUGGACCAGGCGCACACGUCGACCCCACCAAGCACAACUUCACUCUAUACUGCAAGGCCGAGGGCUACCGCUUCGACGUGCCAGGCUUUGCCGCUUACAUCUGUGAGAAGGAGGAGGCCAUUUGGGACAACCGCGUCGCCGACUAUGGCUUCCUCAGGGAGGAGACGCUAGAGAUGCGGACCGCAUGUAAUGGUGACGGCUUUGCAGGUGACAAGUGCCGCUUCAGCAACUGGGGAAUAUGCAUUCCUGACGAACAUGGGGCCGGGGAGUGUAAAUAUGUUAAUAAGUUCGAUGAUUGCGAGUGGCCGCAGACGUUCAAGUGGGCCAAGGCGCCACGCUAUGUCUCGAUCUACUACCAGUGA
This is a messenger RNA of Jaminaea rosea, 459 nucleotides long. RefSeq lists its product as hypothetical. NCBI's taxonomy places the organism in Eukaryota, Fungi, Basidiomycota, Exobasidiomycetes, Microstromatales. The record is from RefSeq and is a predicted model, not a curated record. Bases 1 to 459 code for a protein of 152 amino acids. The transcript has a single exon.